Messenger RNA from Paramecium pentaurelia, 1173 nucleotides. The record is from the annotation of a GenBank genome assembly. Lineage: Eukaryota; Ciliophora; Oligohymenophorea; Peniculida; Parameciidae.
UCAUGUAAAAGCAAUUUCAAUCCUCUGUUACUUCUUUAGGAUAAAUAGCAUAAUAAUAAGAAAUAUAGAAUCCAAUGGUUGAAUCAAAAAUGACAUCUACUAUAUUCAAUGUGCCUAGAAUUCUUGAUAAUUAUAAUGAAUUCAAUUCUCAUAACAUUCCAAAAGUAUAAGUUAAUUUAAUUAGAUCAAUUGUUUCUAUCAUCAAGGUUAUACUUAUUCAAACUUUUGUUAACUUGAAGGAUGUUGUUUUCCAUUAUGUCCUGAAUGUAUUCCUUAACAUGCAGAUGAGCAUUAUGAAUAGAAAUCUUAACCUAAAUUAGACAGUCUAGAAAAUGUUUUAAAUAAAGCAUAAAUAACAGUUCAUGGGGAAUGUAACAUUUAUUAAUAUUUUCAAGGCAAUAAUUUAGCAUCUUACUAUUAAAAAAUUUCUAAUUCUGUAUUAAUGGCUGAACAAAUGAAUAUUUAAUGCAUUAAAUAUUUAAAUGAGAAAAAAGAUAGGAUUAUUAAGAUUAUUGAUUAAUAUUUCAAUUCAUUACUCAUUGAAGUUUAAGGAAAACACUAGAAAAAUAUUGAAAAUUAUAAACGAGAUGCUCAAUUUUUCUAAUAGGUAAUUAGAGAUAGAUGGAAAUCACAUUUUGAAUUAUUAGAAAGUUUCAAAAAUUAGGAUUGUAUGAAACCACUAAUAAGAUUUUUGAAAUCUAAAACUCUAUAAGAAAACGAAUAAUAUUUUAUAUAAGCAUAAGAAUUUACAGAACGUUAUGCUCAUUAUUAAACUAAAGUUAGCUUUGAUUCUGAAAAAUCGUAUAUAUAUAUCUCUAUUUUAGUGCUUAAUUAGGUGGAUUUAUAUCAGAUUUUCUUAAAGUGAUUAAUUAUGAUCUACCAGAAUAUGUAAAUAUACAUAAAUUAGCACCUCCAGAGAUAACUAAUUAGAAAUCUAAUGUUGGAUCAGUAAAUAAUAGUAAAGCAUCAAUAAGAUAGUCAGAACAAAAAAUUACUUAAAGCUAAAUAAAAAGUGGACGAGAAAUUUCAUAAUAAGUAUAAUUCAUGAAUUAAUCAUCGAAUCCCAAUAAUUAUAUGUAAUAAAGUUAACAAUAAUAUGGAUCAUAGAGAUAAAUGAGAAAUAAUUAUGGGGAAUAACCAAGUUUGGGUAAUUUAGGAUCAAGAAAAUAUUGA